GCAAAUAUGGAUAGUCAACAGUCAAUAUCAUCAAAAAGUCAAUUAUCAACAUCAAAAAGUCAGCUACCAUUAUCAAAAAGUCAAUUAUCAUCAACAACAUUAUCCCGACAACAAAUGGUACCAUCAUCAUCAUCAAUGAAUUUUAAUCCAAAUAAUCAACAACGACAAAUACGACGAUCAAAAUUUUUUCCAUUAUCAAGAAUACGGUAUUUUUUGGAAAAUUAUGCACAUUGUAAAACAAUAUCCAAUUCAGCAUCAAUGGGUUGUGCAAUUGUUAUUGAAAUUGCAUUAACAGAAUUAUUACAACUGGCUACGGAAGCAGCAAGAAAUGAAAAUAAACGUCGUGUUGGUAAUCGUCAUAUAAUUCUUGCAUUACAUAAUUCAUUAUGGUUACAAGAAUUAUUUGGUGGACAAAGUGGUAUGUUACAACCACCAACACAAGCUGAACAACAAUUAUCAUCAUUAUCACGAACAAAAAAAGCAAAACGUUCACGUUCACGUUUACGUUCACGUUCAUCUCGUUUGACAUCAAAUUCUCGUAAUCGAAUAAGAAAAAAAAGAAUAUCAUCACCAAAACGAAGAUUAACUGGAUCAAAAUUACGUAAAAUAUCAUCGAAACGAAAUUUACGUUAAGAACAUGCAAAACACCAGUGUUUUUUUUUUGUUCAAUG
Molecule: messenger RNA, 671 nt
Organism: Dermatophagoides pteronyssinus (European house dust mite)
Lineage: Eukaryota; Metazoa; Arthropoda; Arachnida; Sarcoptiformes; Pyroglyphidae
Cellular component (GO): nucleosome
Molecular function (GO): structural constituent of chromatin; DNA binding; protein heterodimerization activity
Source: RefSeq, a predicted model, not a curated record